AUGGCAAACUUCACGCGCGAGCGCAUCGUGCGCGCCCUCAUGGCGUUCAUCCUCAGGGUCAUCGUCAAGACCCACGACCUUGCCUACCAUGUCCUCGUACACAGGGCAGUCCACAUUGGCUACUCGUACGUUUACAUAUUUCUGCUUCCCGUUGACCUACUCAUCGCGAAUGUCUUGCACCUUGCUUGGGUAUGUUUGACUGUGGUCUGGGGCUAUCUCCUCGUCAGCAUCUCUACCAGUUUUCCCCUUGACUUGGACGAGGAAGCCGCCGAGGUCAACACCGAAAUAUUGAUUGUGAUCAACUGCGCAGUCAGGUUUGUCUGUCUCUUGGAGUUUUUCCUCGAGUUCGUCGUUGACGCCUUGCUCGACAUUCGGGACAAGCUGCUCGAGCUAUACAGCCAAAGUUCCACCGGCCUUCGGAUCCUCUUCUGGGUCAUUCUCAACUGUAUCUCGGUGUACAAACGGUAUUUAGACGAGUGUUGA
This is a messenger RNA of Emericellopsis atlantica, 483 nucleotides long. RefSeq lists its product as uncharacterized. Lineage: Eukaryota; Fungi; Ascomycota; Sordariomycetes; Hypocreales; Bionectriaceae. The transcript has a single exon. The record is from RefSeq and is a predicted model, not a curated record. The coding region runs from base 1 to 483 and encodes 160 amino acids.